This is a messenger RNA of Pseudophryne corroboree (corroboree frog), 3301 nucleotides long. It is a transcript of the gene LGR5, whose product is annotated as leucine rich repeat containing G protein-coupled receptor 5. Lineage: Eukaryota; Metazoa; Chordata; Amphibia; Anura; Myobatrachidae. Gene Ontology annotation, biological process: activation of adenylate cyclase activity; adenylate cyclase-activating G protein-coupled receptor signaling pathway; hormone-mediated signaling pathway. Gene Ontology annotation, molecular function: protein-hormone receptor activity; G protein-coupled peptide receptor activity; protein binding. Gene Ontology annotation, cellular component: plasma membrane. The record is from RefSeq and is a predicted model, not a curated record. The transcript is spliced from 18 exons. Bases 172 to 2877 code for a protein of 901 amino acids.
GGGCUGCAGCACAGUGAGAGGAGAGGCGACUGCGGCUGACACACCGCGCUCCCUGGCACUGCAGCACCACUAGCGCCGUUCUACAGCUCAGACCCCUGGGGAGGGGCGAUGUAUGCUACCCCGUCCUGCUAGACCACUACAUCCCGCGGGACCUAGCAUCACACCCACACCAUGGCUAUCUCCCGAAGCAGCCUGCUCAUGUGCUCGCUCUUCUGCACCCUGCAGUUUGCUAGCGCCGCCAAACCGGGCAAGCAGCAGCACCGGACCUGCCCGGGUCCCUGCCUCUGUGAGCAGGACGCUAUGAUGAUGAGAGUGGACUGUUCUGACCGGGGACUCAAUGCGGUGCCUGCCAAUCUCAGCAUCUUCACGUCUUACCUUGAUCUCAGUAUGAACAACAUAACCAGACUGCCCCCUGGCACCUUACACAACCUGCACUACCUCGAAGAGCUACGUCUUGCAGGAAAUGACUUGACAUACAUCCCCAAGGGAGCUUUUGCCGGGCUCAACAGUCUCAAAGUUCUCAUGUUGCAGAAUAACCAGUUAAAACAAGCUCCAAGUGAAGCUUUUCACAAUCUUCGCAAUCUUCAGUCUUUGCGGCUGGAUGCAAAUCACAUAAGCUAUGUGCCACCAAACUCAUUCACCGGUCUUCAUUCCCUUCGUCACCUAUGGUUGGAUGACAAUUCUCUGACUGAGAUUCCAGUUAGGGCGCUGGAAAAUCUGUCCGCUCUACAGGCCAUGACGUUGGCAUUAAACAAGAUUCACCACAUACCAGACCAGGCCUUCAGGAACCUGUCAAGCCUUGUAGUCUUACAUCUCCAUAACAAUAGGAUCUACUCCCUGGGAAAGAAAUGCUUUGACGGGCUCCACAGUCUGGAGACUUUAGAUUUGAACUACAACAAUCUGGAUGAGUUUCCUGCCGCUAUCAAAACCCUCAGGAGCCUUAAAGAACUGGGAUUCCAUAGCAACAACAUCAGGUCUAUCCCAGAACAUGCAUUUAUUGGCAACCCCUCACUUAUCACAAUUCACUUCUAUGACAACCCGAUUCAACAUGUUGGGAGAUCUGCAUUUCAGUACUUGCCUGAACUCAGGACUCUGAUUCUCAAUGGUGCGUCUCAGAUCACAGUUUUUCCUGACCUAACUGGAACAACAAGCCUGGAAAGUUUAACGUUGACAGGGGCACAACUGCUCAGUCUCCCCAGUGUCAUCUGUGAUCAACUGCCCAAUCUCCAAGUGCUAGACUUGUCGUAUAAUCAUAUCAAGGAUUUGCCAAGCUUCUCUGGGUGUCAGCGGCUUCAGAAGAUAGAUCUGCGUCAUAAUGAAAUCUAUGAAAUUAGAUCCAGCACCUUUCAGCAGCUGAUUGUUCUGCGAUCUUUGGACUUGGCGUGGAACAAAAUAGCACUCAUUCACCCUAACUCAUUUUCAUCUUUGCCCUCUCUUACCAAGCUUGAUCUUUCCUCCAACCAUCUGACUUCAUUUCCCGUUACUGGAUUGAAUGGUUUGACUCAUUUGAAACUGACAGGAAACACUGCCCUGCAAGAACUCAUUCCAUCAGAGCAUUUUCCAAAGCUCAGGGUUAUGGAAAUGCCUUAUGCCUAUCAGUGCUGUGCGUUCUCCGUCUGUGAAAGUGUUUUGAAGCAGUCCAGUCCAUGGAGCAAAGAUGACAACAGCAGCACUGAGGAUUUUUUCCGAAAGGAUGCAGGAAUGUUACACCUACAAGAUGAUCGGGACUUUGAGGAUUUCCUUCUUGACUUUGAAGAAGAUGUAAAAAUGUUACACUCUGCACAGUGUACACCAUCUCCAGGUCCAUUCAAACCUUGCGAUCAUUUGUUUGGGAGUUGGCUGAUCCGAAUUGGCGUGUGGCUCAUAGUCAUCCUAGCUUUCAUUUGCAAUGCUUUGGUGAUUGCCACAGUCUUCAGGCAUAUAUCAUAUAUCCCAUCCAUAAAGCUUUUAAUUGGUCUCAUAGCCAUCAUGAACACGCUGAUGGGUAUAUCCAGUGGUGUCCUGGCCACUGUUGAUGCUUUGACCUUUGGAGGCUUUGCUCAGUAUGGGGCUUGGUGGGAAAAUGGCGUGGGCUGUCAGAUAACAGGGUUUCUGACAGUGUUUGCGGCAGAAACCUCCAUCUUUCUCCUUACGGUGGCUGCACUUGAGCGUGGACUUUCUGUGAAAUCAUCUACUAAGUUUGAAUCAAAAUCCUCAUUUCUAAGUGUAAAACUAUCUAUCAUCUUCUGCUUUAUUCUUUCCCUGGUCAUUGCAGUGUCACCUCUGUUGAGUGGUAGCACAUAUGGGACCUCUCCAUUAUGUUUCCCAUUGCUUUUUAGUGACCCCUCCUCUAUGGGCUUUAUGGUUGCUUUAGUCCUUCUGAACUCUCUCUGCUUCCUUGUUAUGACCGUUGCUUAUACCAAGCUCUACUGCACGUUGGAGAAAGGGGAACUGGAAAAUGUGUGGGACUGCUCAAUGGUGAAGCAUAUUGCUCUGCUGCUCUUCACUAACUGCAUCCUCUACUGCCCAGUGGCCUUCCUGUCAUUCUCCUCACUAUUAAAUCUCACGUGCAUCAGUCCAGAAGUGAUUAAAUCAAUUCUCCUGCUAAUUAUUCCUUUACCUGCAUGCCUAAAUCCUCUUCUCUACAUUCUUUUCAAUCCACAUUAUAAGGAAGACAUCUGUAGCCUAAAAAGUGCUGACAUGUUGUGGAAUAGGUCUCAGCAAACAAGUCUUACCUCCAUCAAUUCGGAAGAUGCAGAAAAGCAGUCCUGCGACUCCACACAAGCCCUGGUUACCUUUACUAGCUCCAGUAUAUCCUACGAGUUACCAGCUGGCUCCUCCUACCAAAUGACUGACAACUGCACACUCUCACCAGCCACCUACAUGUCGAGUCACUGACCAGCUGGCCGCUCUCGCUGGUACAAUAAGUACAAUACCACAUGUCUCUUAUGUGUUUUUAUAUUCCUAAAAGAAUGAUGUCAGUUUGUUCUUACUCCAUCAACAGUGCUAGUUUUGUUGAAUAUUGUCUGAAAGAUAAAUCUUAGGAUUUAUCUUUAAUCUUUACAGGGUUAUCUUGUAUUUAUGUUACAUCAUUUCCUUUAAUUAACCUACAACUGAAUGCUCAGAAUGUUGUCAAUAUGCCCUCAGCUGCCAAGUUUUCAGUAUUCAUAACUCCUAAAAAAAAUGUUGCAAUAUUGUCUCUGGAAAGGGAACAUUUUUCAUCAAAAGCAAACUAUUCUAGUCUCAGAGCUAAUAUACAGUAUAUGACACAAUGUCAAUACCCGGACACAGGGGGUAAUUCCAAGUUGAUCGCAGCAGGAAA